UCCAUUGUCCAGAAACGAAUCUCGUUUGCAAUUCCGGCUCUAAUCGUCGUUUAAUUGCAAAGGAGAGUUGUUUAGGGAUAGUGGAGAGUUGACGCGCCGUAGGUGAUACUCUACGCAUGUUAUUGGUCAUGUCGAUUUAACAUCAUUGUCGUCGAGUACCCGGUGUCGCAAUUCUGGGCAUGCUCGGGAAGGCUGGUACAGAAGGUGGCUUGAUCAGCGAACGACUGAGGCAAGGCUGCCGGAGACGGGCGGGUUGGACGAUGAUCGGCGCUCCGAUAACGUCGAAAUGUGGAGGCAAGAGAACGGGUCCAACGGGAACCUUGAUGGAUGAGAGCCGCAGGGAAAAGCAAUCAGGCAGCCAGCCAAAGCCAGAUACCAGAGGUUUGCAAAGGAGGAAAACGGACAUAAACAGAAUAACAAGGACCAAAGAAAAAAAGAAGACGAAAAAAAGUUUGGCCCAAACGAUCUCCAGCAUCUGUUUCGUACACCUUUGCCUUACGCGACGGGCCGAGACAUUCAGCUUCUGUCGCCAUGGUGACGGCAGACCAACCACAAACAAGGAACAAAAGGGGCAGGGGCGGGCGACAACGACAGCAGAAAACGAGAAGACAGCGGCCAAAGCAACCACAACAAAAGCGCAUGACGCGGCGAUGGCAAUGAUGGCGGCAAUAGAAGUUGUCUAGUUGCUGCCCUGUUGCGGGCAAGGAGGCGGCGGCAGUCAGUGGCAUUCUAGUCGCUCCUGGACUUCACACGUCGUCACGGUGGCGGGAGUCGGCCAUCUCUCCUGGAGCCGUGCGUGCUCCACGAGGUUUGCCGCAGAGCUGACUCGUACUAGAAAACCGCUGGUGGGGAUGCGGGAAUGCCACGGAGACAGCAUAGCAAUGG
This is a messenger RNA of Parathielavia appendiculata, 885 nucleotides long. RefSeq lists its product as uncharacterized. The coding region runs from base 180 to 683 and encodes 167 amino acids. The transcript has a single exon. The record is from RefSeq and is a predicted model, not a curated record. Lineage: Eukaryota; Fungi; Ascomycota; Sordariomycetes; Sordariales; Chaetomiaceae.